CGGCUGGGGGAGGGGUUCUGGGGCCGCCAGAGGAAGCACCCAGAACCACAGCGCAGACACACGGCCCGGAUCGGCCCGACGCCAGCCCGAUGGCGGAGGCUCCCAGCCACCCCGGCUCUGAGGAGCAGGAAGAGCUCCUGGCCGAGAAAGACUUGGGGCUCACCACUCAGUGGAGCGUGGAAGAUGAGGAAGAGGCUGCCCGGGAGCGGCGCCGUCGGGAGAGGGACAGCAAGCUGCGGGCCCAGGACAAGGACGGGGGCAGCCGGGCCCCCCAGCUGCCUGAGCAGGAGACCCUCCUCAGCCUGAAGCCCGCAGAGGCUCCGGAACCGGAUGAGGAUGAGGGUUUCAGCGACUGGUCCCAGAAGCCUGAGCAGCAGCAGCAGCAGCAGCAGCAGCACCGGGGGGCUGGGGAGGCCCCUUGGGGCGAGAAUCCAGAGGGCCCGCAAGAGGAAGAAGACAGGCAAGUGCCGGCCGACGUCUGCAGGCGGGGCUGCCAGACAGGGGCUCUCUCCGAGCCCCCGACCCGCGCCCAACUGAAUGACCUUCCGUGGGCCUUCCUCUACCUCCCCAGGCCCCACCAGCACACCUGCGGGAGCCAGGAUGGAGACGAGCAGAGCCCGGCCAGCGUCUGCCUGGAGGAGCUGCGUCUGAGCCCCAGCUCCGAGCUCCAGGCAAGGCCGGGAGCAGAGGAGACCCAGUCCAGGAGCCCGGAGGGGACUGUCCAGGGCAGCCUGGGGCCAGGAGACGCUGGAGAGACAGAAGAGCAGCACCACAAUAGCCAGCAGCCCAGGACACCCAGCCCCCUGGCCUUGGAGGACGCUACCGAACAGAGCUCACCUCCCCUGAGCCCCAGCACCAAACUCAUCGACAGAACCGAGUCCCUGAACCGCGCCAUCAAGAAGAGUAACAGCGUGAAGAAGUCCCAGGCAGCCCUGCCCAUCUCCAAGAUCGACGAGCGGCUGGAGCAGUACACUCAGGCCGUCGAGACCGCCGGCCGGGCCUCCAGGCUAGUGCGCCAGCCCUCCAUCGAGCUGCCCAGCAUGGCCGUGGCCAGCACCAAGAGCCGGUGGGAGACGGGAGAGGUGCAGGCCCAGUCCACGACCAAGGCCCCCUCCUGCAAGGAUAUUGUAGCUGGAGACAUGAGCAAGAAAAGCCUCUGGGAGCAGAAAGGAGGCUCCAAGACACCAUCAACAAUGAAGAGCACCCCAUCUGGAAAGAGGUACAAGUUCGUGGCCACUGGACACGGGAAGUAUGAGAAGGUGCUCGUGGACGAGGGCUCGGGGCCCUAGGCGGCCCUUCCUGGGGCAGGAAAGGGACUGUCACUGGUGAUUGACCCAAGGAGCCACCCGUCACAGAGGCCAAGGGUUCCCAAGGAAGGCCCAGGAUGGGCCGAGAGAGAGCACCUGCCGGGGGAUCUCCAGGUCAAGAGACAGCACCUCCUGCACCACACGCUCGGGCCCAGCCAGCCCCCAGCCCCUGCUUGCAGCCUCCUCCUCCCAGUGCAAUAAAGCCCUCGUGUGUGCCAGACGCUCAUUCUGUGUUCACUAACUGGGGGAGGGACAGUGUCAGCCCAGUCGCGGAGCCCUCCCCACCCACCCUGGACAGUGGUAGCACCCAGGCCUCCGGCCUCCAGGUUCCGACACCCUGUCCUGUCCCUGCCUUCGGCAGUGUUUGACUCUGGGAUCCGAGGUGUAUGGUGGCUUAAGUGCGGGGCUCAUGACGGUUGAGAUCCGGUCCUCCUCUCCCAGAGCACCUGUGAUGCUUCCCGCCUUGACUGGCCUGAUUAAACUUUACUGUGCUUGAAA
Messenger RNA from Mustela lutreola (European mink), 1805 nucleotides. RefSeq names its product lymphocyte specific protein 1 (gene LSP1). The transcript is spliced from 11 exons. Bases 90 to 1289 code for a protein of 399 amino acids. Gene Ontology annotation, biological process: signal transduction. Gene Ontology annotation, molecular function: actin binding. Lineage: Eukaryota; Metazoa; Chordata; Mammalia; Carnivora; Mustelidae. The record is from RefSeq and is a predicted model, not a curated record.